AUAGACAGCGCGAGAGACAAGCUUCACCCACAGUUGUCGCGAGCCAAAGAGCGUAAAAACAAUUUCGGCUGAAGUGAGUUAAUUUUUGCGGCGGAAAUGCAUCGUUAGGAGUGUCCGAGCCUGUACAAAUUGGAGAGAGAGAGAAAAAAAUCGACGAGAAAAAGAUUCCCCAAACAUCAGAAGUGUUCUAGGUGCAGCGCAAAAAUAGAAACGGAGCUAUUUUUAUUCACCCUGUUGCCCGUUCACGCCGAUUUGGAUUGAGCGUUUAUACUGUACGUCGCGCGCAAGUUCUUCAUUCUGAAAACUAGUGAGCUAAUUACUUACUGGUUUUAUUUGGUUUGGUCUUGGUGAAGUGAAUGACUGGGGGAUGGUGGUAGUAGUAGUAGAGGAGAGGGAGGAGGGUCUUGGUGCUAUUUGAUCGGUGCGCUUUUGUAAAUCACAAAGCUUCCCAUCCAGAGCCUGCAAGGACAAGCUGGACGAGUGCCGCGGGCUCCCGGAAUUGUUUUGCGUGGUUCGGAUAACACAAACACAUGGGGAUCUUCUGGGUUUAUGGACCGGGCUGCACACGUGCUGUUUAAUCUCCACUGGAUUUAAUAGCGUGAAACACUUUGGAAUAUAUCGCGGAGCCGAGAGUAUCGUAGUCUACAUGCUCGUUUGGAGAACAUUCAGGUAACAUCUACAUCAGUGCAGUACAGGAGGUGUGUGUCCUCUGUGCCAGCGAUGGGGUGGAGAGAACUGACGAUUGACCUGCUGCUACUGCUGCUGCUGGCAGGUUCCCACCUGGAGGCUGUGAGCUUUCCUGAGGACAACAUCCCGCUGGACGUCGUGGACAGAAACUAUGCUCGACAGUACCCGGUGUUCCGAGGACGCCCCUCCGGCAACGAAUCUCAGCACAGACUGGACUUUCAGCUCAUGACACAGAUACAUGAUACGCUGUUCAUUGCGGGCAGGGACCAGGUUUAUUUAGUGAGUCUGAGAGAAUCUUACAGGAACGAGAUUAUCCCAUACAGGAAACUGACGUGGCGGUCGGGACAGGCGGACAGAGAGACGUGCGCCAUGAAGGGAAAACAUAGAGAUGAGUGCCAUAACUUCAUUAAAGUCCUGGUUCCGAGAAAUGACGAUCUGGUGUUCAUCUGUGGAACAAAUGGUUUUAACCCCAUGUGCCGCUACUACAGGUUGGACAACCUGGAGUUUGAUGGGGAAGAAAUCAGCGGGUUGGCCCGUUGCCCGUUUGACGCCAAGCAGACGAACGUUGCCCUGUUUGCUGAUGGUAAGCUGUAUUCUGCUACUGUGGCAGACUUCCUGGCCAGUGAUGCCGUCAUCUAUCGUAGCAUGGGGGACGGCUCUGCCCUCCGCACCAUAAAAUACGACUCCAAGUGGUUAAAAGAGCCACAUUUCCUCCACGCUGUGGAUUAUGGGGAUUACGUGUACUUUUUCUUCAGAGAAAUCGCAGCAGAACAUAACAACCUGGGGAAGGCAGUUUACUCCAGAGUGGCUCGGAUCUGUAAAAAUGACAUGGGAGGGUCCCAACGGGUGCUGGAAAAACACUGGACAUCUUUUGUUAAGGCGCGCCUGAACUGCUCUGUUCCUGGAGAAUCGUUUUUCUACUUUGACGUUCUUCAAGCAAUUACUGACAUCAUCAACAUUAAUGGAGUGCCUUCUGUGGUGGGAGUUUUCACCACCCAGUUGAACAGUAUUCCAGGAUCUGCAGUGUGUGCUUUCUCGAUGGCGGACAUUGAGAAAGUGUUCCGAGGCCGUUUCAAAGAGCAAAAGACUGCAGAUUCCGUGUGGACACCAUUUCCUGAGGAGAAGCUGCCCAAGCCCAGACCUGGCUGCUGUGCGGGACACGGCUCAGCGGAGUCCUACAAAAACUCCAUCGAGUUUCCAGAUGAGACCCUACAGUUCAUCAAGUCCCACCCACUCAUGGAUGCCUCUGUCCCCUCCGUCGGAGACGAACCGUGGUUCACCAAAACAAGAGUCAGGUACAGACUGACAGCACUUGCAGUGGACAACACAGCAGGACCCCAUAAGAAUUACACAGUGGUCUUCAUCGGCUCCGAGGCUGGCAUCGUGCUGAAAGUUCUGGCAAAGACGUCUCUGCUGUCUUUGAAUGACAGCAUCCUACUGGAAGAGAUAGACGUCUUCAACCAAGCCAAGUGUUUAUCCAGCAACGAGGACGAUCGGCGAAUUCUGUCCUUCCACCUGGAUAAAGACACGCACACCCUCUAUGUGGCAUUUUCCAGCUGUGUGGUCAGAAUACCUCUCAGCCGCUGCGAACGGCACAGUUCAUGUCAAAAGUCUUGCAUUGCUUCUAGAGACCCUUACUGUGGGUGGAUGUCGGAGGGAGCCUGUGAGCGCAUUCCCGCAGCUGUCCAAACCAGUUAUGAGCAAGAUGUUGAAUACGGCAACACUGCACACCUCGGCGAUUGUCAUGAAUUUUUGGCCACUACAUCAGCGCCAGAUUUCAAAUCAUAUGGCGACCCAACCUCUGACAUGGAGUUGCCAUCCUCGUCAGUCACUGUGUCCGCGACUUCUGAACCCAUACAAUCACCCCAAACCAUCCCCACACAGAGUCCCCAACUCAUUGGCUCGCGGACAUUUGUGCUCCACGAUGAUCCAGCCACGUCACAUUCUGUUGAGCCUUUCCCAGGUGUGCUGGAGGGUAAGGCCUUGACUGAGCGCUCGGUGCUGCUGCAUGGAAAUCUGGGUGUGUGGGAAAUUCAAGCAGGUGAAUCUAACCAGAUGGUACACAUGAACAUCCUCAUCACCUGUGUGUUUGCCGCGUUCCUGCUGGGUGCAUUUAUUGCAGGCAUGGUCGUCUACUGCUAUAAGGAUGCCUUCCAACGCCCUCCACGCAAAAUCCAAAAAGAUGCAGAGGCAGCUCAGUCUUGCACAGAUUCCACAGGUAGCUUUGCCAAGCUCAAUGGUCUGUUUGACAGUCCUGUCAAAGAGUACCAACCCAAUAUGGAUUCCCCCAAACUCUACACCAACCUGCUAAGCAGUGGGGGGGAGGUCCCAACCACUGGAGACACCAAGACAAUGCUCCUGACUGGGCAACCACCAGAACUAGCAGCACUUCCUACCCCCGAGUCCACGCCCGUGCUGCAACAGAAAGGCCUUCAGCCAAUAAAGAACCAAUUGGAGAGGACUCAUGGAAGGCUAAGCAGCUCCCGAAAAGAUGGGCCACCCAAAAGCCCACAAUACCUUCCCUCCAGUCCACCUCCUCAUUCCACCAUCAGCAACCCCCACAUUCCCAGCGCUGUGGUACUGCCCAAUGCCACACAUGAGAACAAAGCCACCUUCACUACCCCUGAAGGACCUCAAGCUGAGAAAAAGAUCCACAAUAGUGAUCAACAUGGUUUCAAGUCAGGCCGUAAAGACCAACGGCGCACUGUAGAUGCCAGGAACACACUUAACGACCUUCUGAAGCACCUGAAUGAGAGCAACCCAAAGGGGAUAAUGGUGGAGGUGCCCAAGUCCCGUCAGCACCUCAUGCUAGAACCCAUUGUAAGCCCAACAGAGAUCCCACCCAAAGUCCCAAGCCGAGAAGCCUCCUUGUACUCUCCCUCUUCCUCUUUACCCAGGAAUAGCCCAACCAAGAGACUGGAUGUGCCGACUACGCCAACGUCUCCUACAGGUCAGAUGGGAACUCUCGAGAGACAGCGGUAUCACCGCAGCUCUUCCCAGCGACACUCUAUAUCUUCACCACCCAAAGGGCUGCACUCACCCAGUGGGGCCAUUGUGUCCCGGCAGCCCAGCUUGAACAGAGGUGGGUACAUGCCACCAACCCCUACCCCACCCACCAGACUAGACUCUCACGGGGUGGCGAUGGCUAUGACGCCCUCCAUAUCCCGGCAGAAUAGCUACAGUGGUCAAGGAUCUUUACCCCGAACCUCGAUCAAACGGACAGCAUCGCUAAAGCCCGAUGUGCCCCCCAAACCCAACGGCUUUGCGCCACAGACUGCACAAAUGAGGGUAGUGAACAAGUAUAGCUACUGAGAUGCUCAGCAGGAUUUUACUCCAUGAAUGGUCAUUGGGAGUAAAAGAAUUUGGCCUGAACAGAUAUGUUGUGCCAGUCUCUGUUUCCUUUGAAAGGAAAAUAAUCGGAGGCCAGAGCUUCUGCUUCGGGUAGUUCUGCUAUUUCUCAAUGAUGUUGUCUUGUUAAGCUCAGUUUGAGCAACAUGUGACGGAUUCUGAUCUUCAAGGUGGCAGGGUCACCUAAGGUCACAGCUGAUGGAAGCUUAGGAUGGACCUAAGGAAGCUGCAUAGAUGCUGCGGCAUUCGUGGAGCGAAUGCUCCCCUUGCACUGAUUUCCCAGUCAAUGUGAGGUGUGGAAACACAGGAGAUAUGGCUGUAUCUGUCAGACUCUGAAAUGAUAUUCGUGCUUGGAUAUCUCUCUAAAAGACAAACAGAGUGAAAUAAACAUAUUGCGUGUCUGUGUUUGAUUAGUCUCUGGGCUAACCAGUAUGCAUUUAAUUGUCCUUGUUUGUUCUGUAAACUGAGAACAAGCUAGAGUCAUUGCUGUUAUAAACCUAAACCCCAUUUAAGGUGCAUUAACUUCAGAUGUGUUUGGAUUCAGAAGUCCAGAUAUGAAUUAAGUCAUUUCUGUGUGCAAAAGAAAUGUCCAAGGCACCUACCUGGACAACUGAUUUGAAAACUCAUAAGGGAAAAGUGCCCUCAACAUGUGUGCUGCUAAGUGUAGAUGAUGAUGUUUAAUGGACUCCAGUGUGAUGUUCCAUGCAGCAGUUUUCCGUGUCAGGCAGAGUCAAGCUUUUAAACCAACAGGCUCAGCACAGGAUCAUGUAUGUUGGUAAAACAUACAAUGUUCUAUUUGGUCACUCUUAGAUCUAGGAAAUUACAGCAAAUCCUCUUAUCUCAUAAAGUUGUCUUAUUGCUGUGACAUAAGGCAGAUUAUUGAUCAACCUCUCUCCUUUCCCACAUGCCAAACACUGCUGUUGGGUCAACUUAUUGAAAGUUUAUUGCAGUUCACACCAUUACAUAGAGAUUGCUUCUUGUGUCUUUGGCAAUCCUACUGAAAAGACCAUCUUAAACCAGCUGAAAGUUGGUUGGGUGCUGGUCUUAGCUGGUUUAAGUCUUGCCAAGCUUGUUUUCAGUUGGUUUAGAUGGUCUCCCAGCAUGGCCAAGUUGGUGUCCCAGCCUAACCAGCUGACAAGUGCCCAAAACCCCUCUAAAACCAUAAAACCAGACCAGCCUAACCAAUGGAAAUGGCCAGCUUAGACCAGAAAACCACCUUAGGCUGGUUUAAGAUAAAAGUGUUUUAUAUAUAUAUAUAUAUAUAUAUAUAUAUAUAUAUAUAUAUAUAUAUAUAAUAAAAUAAAAUAAAAAGAACGUCAAACAGCACAUUCCCCGCUGUAAACCACUCCUCAGAAUGGCCGGUUCUGUGGAGACGUAUUCUGUGACCCAACAAGGUUCAAAUAAAGAGUCCGCUUCACUCUGAUGGUCCACAUACUUAAAGAAUAGAGGCCUCAGUUCCAUACUAGGAAUAACUGUGCAAUCACUGCAGUACCAGUGUGUCCUGCAGAGUGAUGCCAGUGAUAACUUUAUUGUAUACAACUAUUUAAGUGUGGAUAUUUUCAAGGCAAGUUUGCCUGGAUCAGUGUAUUUGUGUGCCUUAUUGAAGUCAUGAGCAUUUGUUUUGGUUUUGGACAUUAUCAAACAAAUUGUUUUCGGAUGGAUGGGGACAUUUAACCAAAUAUCCAAUACUGGGGGAGGGCAAAGGUAAAAUGUUAUGAAUGGAGAAUUAAGAAUGCUCCCCAAAUGCUCCUCCUCUUGAUUUCUGUGGUGGUUACAGCUCUGGAUGGGGGAGAUCAAGAUAUGUCCAAACACUUGAAAUGCUGUUCAUUUACAGAAGUGAGUUCCAGAGGUAAAAUGAAUGGAAACAAAGAUUAUUAUAAUUACUCCUCUGCAUUGCCAUUUAUUCUUAAGCGUUUUGGGGAAGUGAUAAUUUGCGAUGAUGCCAUGUAAUGAAUGUAUUAUGAUUCUAAAAUGACUACAAGCUGAAUUUCAGCUCACAUUAUUCCUCAACAUUUCAUGGGGGUCAAAUUGUUAUUAAAGGGGCUAAUCUAUGAUUAGAGAUUUGCAGUUUGUUUUUUAUUACUUGGGGGGAUUUCAGUAUAUGGAGAAGAUGGAACUUGUCUCUUCAAGCCCAAAGCUUCAUGUUUGUUUACAUGUUCUGAUUGUGUUUGAGCAGCUGAGUGAUAACCGAUGUGUCAUCGCCUGCUAAAGAUCAGUUUUAUUAAAGGAGAGAGAGUUGAUCCUGCGCUCUGAUUCAAAUCGUCCUGUGUUGAGCUGCCUUGUAUAUUGCAAUAUGAAUCUGCAAUCUGACUUCACGCCUUUACCGUUCAGUCAAUACUCUUCGCAAAGAAACCAGACUGGUCUACCUUUUAUUUUUAUUACUGUGCAAACAUUAGCAGGUGGAAAACAGCUUUUUUUUUUUUUUUUCAGAAUGUUUUAAUGUGUAGAUAUUAUAAAGCUGUACUGUGAAUGUGUAAAUAAUUACAUUCAUUGUUUAAGAAUAUUUUUGUUGACUUUUUUUAACAAGGCAUGUAUAGUUGAAAUAAAAUAUUGCU
Myxocyprinus asiaticus (Chinese sucker) is the source of this 6590-nucleotide messenger RNA. RefSeq names its product semaphorin-6D-like. The transcript has 19 exons. The record is from RefSeq and is a predicted model, not a curated record. NCBI's taxonomy places the organism in Eukaryota, Metazoa, Chordata, Actinopteri, Cypriniformes, Catostomidae. Gene Ontology annotation, biological process: semaphorin-plexin signaling pathway; negative chemotaxis; neural crest cell migration. Gene Ontology annotation, molecular function: chemorepellent activity; semaphorin receptor binding. Bases 721 to 3999 code for a protein of 1092 amino acids.